This is a messenger RNA of Cetraspora pellucida, 542 nucleotides long. NCBI's taxonomy places the organism in Eukaryota, Fungi, Glomeromycota, Glomeromycetes, Diversisporales, Gigasporaceae. The record is from the annotation of a GenBank genome assembly.
GUAAUAUGUAUUCUAAUAAAUUAUAUGCAUCGAAAGAAUAUAAUAGAUGUGAGAAACAUAAGAAAAAAAAAUGUAGGUGUGAUUAUAAUAAUGUUGAACAUGUAUGUAAUGUUUGUGAUGAAGAAUGUCCGGUUAGAACGAUGACAAGAUUUUUAGGACCGUUUGAAUAUGGAAAUUUUCGUGAAUUGGGAGAUAAUAGACGAUUAAAACGAAUUCGAGAUGAUGAUAUAACAUUCAAGGAACUUAUAUUGAAUCCAAAAGAUAUGCCUACAACAUGGUUUCAGAAUGCAAAAGGAGCAUUAAUGAUUGAGAAUGCACGAAAAAAAUAUUUAAAAUUAGAUAGAGGUCACAGAUUUUGGCAUCCGUUAGUAUUUUAUUUUUAUGGACCUGGUGGUAGUGGCAAAACAGGUUUGGUUCAAGAAUUGUUUGGAGAAGAAUAUUAUGAAAAAUCUAAAAAAAUGAGAUCUGGUUCUAGUUGGUGGAAUGAUUAUGAAGGAGAAGAUAUUGUUUUUUUAGAUGAGUUUUAUAUGAAGAUUGAAUAG